AUGUUCGAACAGUUAGCAGUCUUUACUCCUCAAGGUCAGGUACUUUACCAGUAUAAUUGUUUAGGAAAAAGAUUUUCCGAGGUACAGAUAAAUAGCUUUAUAUCGCAGCUAAUUACAUCCCCAGUAACUAAAAAAGAAAGUGUUGCAAAUGCAAAUACAAACGGAUUUGAUUUCAAUCUUCUUACAAUCAACAACGAAUUUAAAAAUUCAAAUUCAUUUUAUGCGCUAUUUUAUUUGAAUAAGCAGCCAGAGUUAUAUUUUGUAGUCACUUUUGCCGAGCAGACUUUAGAAUUAAAUCAAGAAACCCAACAAACACUAUCACUAGCGCUAAAGCUUUGGAACUCACUACAUUUAAGUGAGUCCAUUCAGAAAAACCUUAAGGGUCACAAUGAAAAGAACGAGCACAAUUAUAUCGAUGUUCUCCAAGGGCUUAAGGAGGAUCUAGAUAAAUUUGAUCAAUAUUUUGCGAUAAAAUAUGAAGAGUCAAUAAAACAAGGGCCGAUUAAUUCAAAUGACGCGGCCACGAAUGAAUUGGUAUCACAAUCUUAUAAUAAAAGUACCAAAAAGAAGCUGAAGGAUACUAAAAAUAGAAAGCAAAGUUCAGGAAAUGUUGGUAGUGGAAGAAAAUGGGGUCGUGAUGGUGGGAUGCUCGAUGAAAUGAAUCAUGAAGACGCCGCCAAGUUAGAUUUCUCAUCGUCUAACAGUUACAGCAGUAGCCAAGUAGCUUUAGACAGCACUAUAAAUAAAGAUUCCUUUGGCGAUAGAACAGAAGGCGGCGACUUCUUAAUCAAAGAAAUUGAUGAUCUUUUAUCAUCCCACAAAGAUGAGAUUAUAAGCGAGAAGGAAUCUAAGAAUUCUGGAUAUGUUAACACAGCGUUUGGAUUUUUGCAAAAACACGUUUUAGGAAAUAAAACCAUUAGUGAGAAUGAUUUGAAAACUGUAUUAGACAAAUUGAAACAACAACUGAUAACUAAAAAUGUGGCUCCAGAGGCGGCUGAUUAUUUAAUCCAACAAGUGUCUCGUGAUCUUGUCGGCUCAAAAACUGCCAAUUGGACUAGUGUUGAAAACACUGCUCGUGAAUCCUUGACGAAGGCAUUAACCCAAAUAUUAACGCCUGGUGUAUCUGUUGAUCUCUUACGUGAAAUCCAAAGUAAAAGAAGCAAAAAGGACUCUGAAGGUAAAAGUGAUCCAUACGUAUUCUCCAUAGUGGGUGUUAAUGGUGUUGGUAAAUCGACGAACCUUUCGAAACUAGCGUUCUGGUUAUUACAGAAUAAUUUCAAAGUUUUAAUCGUUGCCUGCGAUACGUUCAGAUCUGGUGCAGUUGAACAACUUAGGGUCCAUGUUGAAAAUUUAGCACAACUUAUGGAUGAUUCACACGUACGUGGCGUUAAGAACAAAAGGGGCAAAAGUGGUAAUGAUUAUGUUGAAUUAUUUGAGGCCGGUUAUGGUGGCUCUGACUUGGUGACCAAAAUUGCCAAGCAAGCUAUCAAGUAUUCUCGUGAUCAAAAUUUUGAUAUAGUGUUAAUGGACACUGCCGGAAGAAGACACAACGAUCCUACGCUAAUGUCACCAUUGAAAUCAUUUGCCGAUCAGGCACAGCCAGAUAAAAUCAUUAUGGUUGGAGAAGCUUUGGUAGGUACAGAUUCUGUUCAGCAAGCCAAAAACUUCAACGAUGCUUUCGGGAAGGGGAGAAACCUUGAUUUUUUUAUUAUUUCCAAGUGUGACACAGUUGGUGAAAUGCUGGGUACUAUGGUAAAUAUGGUCUAUGCAACAGGAAUUCCUAUAUUGUUUGUUGGUGUGGGACAAACCUAUACAGAUCUAAGGACACUAAGCGUUAAAUGGGCUGUUAAUACGUUAAUGUCCUGA
Messenger RNA from Saccharomyces kudriavzevii IFO 1802, 1866 nucleotides. It is a transcript of the gene SRP101, whose product is annotated as Signal recognition particle receptor subunit alpha. Gene Ontology annotation, biological process: SRP-dependent cotranslational protein targeting to membrane. Gene Ontology annotation, cellular component: endoplasmic reticulum membrane. Bases 1 to 1866 code for a protein of 621 amino acids. The record is from RefSeq and is a predicted model, not a curated record. The transcript has a single exon. NCBI's taxonomy places the organism in Eukaryota, Fungi, Ascomycota, Saccharomycetes, Saccharomycetales, Saccharomycetaceae. Gene Ontology annotation, molecular function: GTP binding; protein binding; GTPase activity.